Messenger RNA from Amaranthus tricolor (Joseph's coat), 2665 nucleotides. Its product is annotated as polyadenylate-binding protein 2-like. Gene Ontology annotation, cellular component: ribonucleoprotein complex. Lineage: Eukaryota; Viridiplantae; Streptophyta; Magnoliopsida; Caryophyllales; Amaranthaceae. Bases 472 to 2430 code for a protein of 652 amino acids. The transcript has 9 exons. Gene Ontology annotation, molecular function: RNA binding. The record is from RefSeq and is a predicted model, not a curated record.
CUCCAAUUCUUACAGACAUCUUUUUCUUCUCUCCCCAGUGUCUUCUAUUAAUCCACCAACAAACAAACCCUUCUGUCUCUUACCAUUUCUUUGCAUCCUUUGUUUCUCUCACUAGCUCUUCCGUUUUUUUCUCUCUGCUGUCGCCGCCGCCGUUAUUUUCGGCGGCGAUUAUCUAUCUCCGGCGUCCUUUCGCCUUUACCCAUCAACCCUUCCCUCUCCUCUCUUUAUUUCUCUCUUUAAAAAAUUAAAAAACGAAAAAAUUUCAUCGAAAUUCCCUCAAGAAAAGCUCUUUUAACGAUUUCUAGUUUUUAUAGUGAAUCGAUUUGCUUAUUGUUCAAUAAUCAGAGGAGAGGGAAGUGGGUUUUAUCUAAAUCUAAAAAAGAAAAAAAAUCUGAAAAUUUCGAAAACCAAAAAACCCUAAUUUAUUUUCCCCGUAUUUUAAGGUUUUAGGGUUUUUUCUGGAGCAAAAAAAUGUCUCAAGUCCAGCUUCAGUUGAAUGGCGCUGUUCCACCUGUUUCCACCGCGGCUGUAGGUGGUGGAGCCCCUAACAAUGCUGGGGUUGUUACGACAUCGUUGUAUGUCGGAGAUUUGGAGACGAAUGUGACUGAUUCACAUUUGUUUGAUUUGUUUAGUGGCAUCGGUCAUGUUGUUUCGGUUCGGGUAUGUAGGGAUUUGAGUACCCGCCGGUCACUUGGAUAUGGGUAUGUCAAUUAUGCGAACCCACAAGAUGCUGCAAGAGCUAUUGAUCUCCUGAACUUUACUCCUCUGAUCAACAAGCCAAUCAGGAUUAUGUACUCUCAUCGCGAUCCUAGUAUCCGUAAAAGCGGAGCUGGAAAUAUCUUUAUCAAGAAUUUGGACAAGGCAAUUGACAACAAGGCACUGCAUGAAACAUUUUCUACUUUUGGGACUAUACUCUCUUGCAAGGUUGCUACUGAUGCAUCUGGACUGUCGAAAGGACAUGGUUUUGUGCAGUUUGAGAGUGAGGAGUCUGCCCAAAAAGCAAUUGAGAAGCUGAAUGGAAUGCUGUUGAAUGACAAACAAGUUUAUGUUGGGCCUUUUCAGCGUAGACAAGAAAGAGAUAAUGCAAUUGACAAAACGAAGUUCACAAAUGUGUAUGUGAAGAAUCUUGCUGAAGCAACAUCAGAUGAUGAUUUGGACAGAAUUUUUAGUCAAUAUGGAAAAAUUACUAGUGCUGUUGUGAUGCGUGAUGUAGAUGGGAAAUCAAAAGGCUUUGGAUUUGUCAACUUUGAAAAUUCUGAUGAUGCUGCCAAUGCUGUGGACACUUUGAAUGGGCAGGUGAUUGAAGGGAAGGAAUGGUAUGUUGGUAAGGCUCAGAAGAAAGCCGAAAGGGAAGCUGAGCUGAAGCAACAAUUUGAUCAGAGUAUGAAAGAGAUGGUAGACCAAUACCAGGGAAAAAACCUCUAUAUAAAAAACUUAGAUGAUACUAUUGAUGAUGAGAAACUUAAAGAAUUGUUUGCUCAGUAUGGUACAAUUACUUCAUGCAAGGUUAUGCGAGACCCUAGUGGUGUAAGCAAAGGUUCUGGCUUUGUUGCAUUUUCAACCGCUGAGGAGGCAUCUCGAGCUUUAUUGGAGAUGAAUGGGAAGAUGAUUGUUAGCAAGCCACUGUAUGUUGCUCUUGCGCAACGUAAAGAAGACAGAAGGGCCAGGCUGCAGGCUCAAUUCUCUCAAAUGCGUCCUGUUGCAAUGACGCCAUCUGUUGGUCCUAGGAUGCCAAUGUAUCCUCCUGGUGGUCCUGGGAUUGGGCAACAAAUAUAUUAUGGGCAAGGACCACCAGCUAUGAUUCCUCCCCAGCCCUUUGGAUAUCAGCACCAACUCAUGCCUGGUAUAAGAGGUGGUGGUCCAGUGCCAAAUUUCUAUAUGCCCAUGGUUCAACAAGGGCAGCAAGGGCAACGUCCUGGUGGGAGGCGUGGAGGCGGGGGUCCAGUCCAGCAGCCACAGCAGCCUAUGCCUAUGAUGCCACAACAGAUGAUGCCAAGGGGUCGUUAUCGUUAUCCCUCCGCACGUGCACUGCCAGAUGCUCCUAUGCCAGGUGUCACUGGAGGUGUGCUCCCUGGUGUUCAAUAUGAUAUGGGUGGCAUGUCGAUUCGGGAUGCUGCAUUGCCUCCUACUCCUGUUGGUACAUUGGCAACCCUGCUGGCUAAUGCUACUCCUGAGCACCAGAGGCUUCUGUUGGGAGAGAACCUGUAUCCAUUGGUGGAGCAACUGGAGCCGGAAAUGGCAGCUAAAGUAACUGGAAUGUUGCUGGAGAUGGAUCAGACUGAAGUCCUGCACUUACUAGAGUCUCCCGAUGCACUCAAGGCCAAGGUUGCCGAGGCAAUGGAAGUCCUGAGGAACGUUGCUCAGCAACAGCAGUCCAGCAACCCAGCUGAUCAGCUUGCUGCUUUGUCGCUGAAUGACAACAUAUCUUAAGGGGUAAUGACCCAUGGUACUGAAACUAAAACCAGAACGGAUUGCGUUUUGGGGAUUUUGAUAAACUUCAGGUGUGUUUUGAAUUGCGGAUUUCUGGUUCUUGAUUACAUCUUAGGGUUCUCAAGAUGUAGUUUGUUUUAACUCUUGCUUUUUUGUUUAGUACUGAUGUUCAUGCUUUGGGUUGGAUGCUGAAAAAAACUGCUGUUUUUUAAUUUAUGUUUCAAGUUGACUGUCA